AUGUCUUGGUUCAGUUCCAGCAGCAGGGUCGUGGUCAAGACCCGACUACCACCGGGCGCGACCCUGAAGCAGGGUGUAGACAUGCUCCACGACCAGGAUUUCUUCAUCAACUGCGACCCCUGCCUGCAGAAAUACGAGCUCGUGGAUCGAGACUUGGCCAGCCCCGAGCUCCCAGAGGACCGUGUUAAGGGAAUCGGCCCCACGACGUCUUACAAGAUCACGGACGUCGUCGAGAAUAUCCCCAAGGGCGUCUGGGGGAGCCAUGUCGAGUCGCGAUAUGAGUUCACUGACGUGGAACGGGGUCUGUUCUGUCGGAUCCGCAGUCCCCUCAACGUGGUGAUGGAGGCGCUGUGGGAAGUUCGGGACGCGGAGGACGGGGAGGGCCUUGAGUUGGUGGAGGAGGCUGAUAUCAAAUGCUCGAAACUGCUCAUUGGCAUUGUAAAGAGUCAAUCUGAGGCUGGUGCCGGUAAAAUUCAUGCAAAAAUGAUCGAUCGACUGAAGAAGGAGGUCGAGGAGUCUUCUACCACGGAUGGCGGUUCUGCUUGA
Molecule: messenger RNA, 546 nt
Organism: Cryphonectria parasitica EP155
Lineage: Eukaryota; Fungi; Ascomycota; Sordariomycetes; Diaporthales; Cryphonectriaceae
Exons: 3
Coding region: 1-546 (181 amino acids)
Source: RefSeq, a predicted model, not a curated record